UGUUCCCGUCGACCUCUUUAAACUGUCGGACGUGCCACGGAGGAAAUGGUGCCGGUCAGACUCAUCAGGGGUGAAUGGCCACCCAGACGAGUCCCCUCCAAGUUUAUACGUAGCAUUUGACCCCUCUUCUCGUCUUUCUCGGCUCUGAGUGGGACUAGCGAUGCUCGCCUGUGAUCCAAUGGACUCUUCACCUUUUCUGGGGAGGCCAUAACACGAACACCUGACUUUGACAUUGGGUGUCAACACCGCUUCUAUAAAUAGCUGGCUGAGGAAAUGGCCAAAGAGCACAAAUACAGCAUGACAGAAACAUUUGUAGUGGCUGGAUCGAACGGCCACAAUGGGCAGCCGUGGCUCACCAACUCGGUGCCUGCGGGUCACGUCUCUGGUGACAGCCACGUGUCCAGGAUGGCCCGAGUGGCCUCCGAUGUCAAGCACACGUGCGCCGCUUACGUGCUGGCGCUCAGGCCGUGGAGCUUCAGCGCCUCGCUCACGCCGGUGGCCCUCGGCAGCGCGCUGGCGUACAAGCUGGAUGGCUCGGUGGACUUGGUUGUCCUCAUGGUGUGCGCGGUGGCUGUGCUGGUCGUGCACGGCGCCGGCAACCUGGUCAACACCUACUACGACUUCUCCAAAGGCAUCGACCACAAGAAAAGCGAUGAUAGGACUCUGGUGGACGAGAUCCUGGCGCCGCAGGAUGUUGUCAUGUUUGGAGCCUUGUUAUACUCAUUGGGGUGCUUAUGUGCCACAUUGCUCUUCUUCCUGUCUACACUCAGACUGGAACACCUUGCCCUGAUUUACUUUGGGGGUCUCUCCAGCUCUUUUUUAUACACUGGCGGGAUUGGUCUAAAGUAUGUGGCCCUGGGAGACGUGGUCAUUCUCAUCACGUUCGGCCCGCUGGCCGUCAUGUUCGCCCACGCCGUGCAGGUGGGCUACCUAUCAGUCCUGCCAUUGGUCUAUGCCGUCCCACUGGCCCUCAACACGGAGGCCAUCCUCCACAGCAAUAACACCCGAGACAUGGACUCGGACAAGCAGGCGGGCAUUGUCACACUGGCCAUCCUAAUCGGGCCUACGCUUUCCUACGUGCUCUAUAACCUGCUGCUCUUCGUCCCCUAUGUGCUUUUCUGCAUCCUGGCGACGCGCUACACCAUCAGCAUGGCACUGCCCCUGCUCUCUCUGCCCAUGGCCUUCCCCCUGGAGAAGCAGUUCCGCAGCCGGUGCUACACCAAAAUCCCCCAGCAGACAGCCAAGCUCAACCUGCUCAUGGGACUGUUCUACGUCUUUGGCAUCAUUCUUGCACCUCGGGGGAGCCUGCCCUUACUUUGAUUUAAAUGUUAUAAAAAAGAAAAAUAUAUAUCUGAAACUACUUUGUGUUCUUCACACUCUUUAAUUUAUUGUCUUAUUUAUGUGUACUGUAGAAAUAAGUUUGGCUUUACAUACAUGAGUUUAUUUAAUCAGUAUUAAGAGGAACACCUCAUUGCCAUAUUUCUUCUAAUGCAGAUGCCUGAAGACAUCAAUGAAAUAGACUUGGUACUCUUUUCAUUGAACAUACUGUUAAUUUGUACAGUGGGAUAUUUCUUUUUUGUGGUUGAAAUAAAAGUUGCUGAUGGUUUAGUA
Syngnathus typhle (broad-nosed pipefish) is the source of this 1611-nucleotide messenger RNA. RefSeq names its product UbiA prenyltransferase domain containing 1 (gene ubiad1). The record is from RefSeq and is a predicted model, not a curated record. Gene Ontology annotation, molecular function: prenyltransferase activity. Gene Ontology annotation, cellular component: Golgi membrane; endoplasmic reticulum. Gene Ontology annotation, biological process: vitamin K biosynthetic process; menaquinone biosynthetic process. The transcript is spliced from 3 exons. NCBI's taxonomy places the organism in Eukaryota, Metazoa, Chordata, Actinopteri, Syngnathiformes, Syngnathidae. Bases 274 to 1320 code for a protein of 348 amino acids.